CCACGGCAUUAAAAUAUGGAUAUCUUCUUUGUUCUUAAUCAGACAGAGUUUAAAGCUGUUGAGAUUGUGGAAAACAUCUACCCUGACAAUUUUCAAAUACGUGAAGACGAAACUGGAGAAUUUUAUAAGAUGUGGGUUGAUAAUCUAAGUGAUUUAAAUGAUGUUGAACACGUGGAGAAAACACAAAUAGUUACAUGUAGAUACACAAAAGUUGGAAAAACCGAGGAAAAAAAGACCGAUAUCUUAAUAGUGGUGCAAAACAAUCGAUUCCCUGAGUUUCCGAAACCUGAGCCCGAAACCUUUGAAGAUAUACCUAAAUCCUUUCCAACGGGUGUACCCUUUGACAUUGUUUAUCCAAACGCUAAGCUUGAGGUAACUGAUAAAGAUUUUAAUAAAUCUGCAUCUGUUCCUGAUAAUCAGAUUAUAUGUCUGGUGGAAGACGACCCACAGGAAUUGAUUGAAUGUUCUGAGACUAUGGUUGAACCUGGAAAAUAUUUGGUUUCCCUGAUGUUUAAGAAACCAGUAUUUGAAGAUUCAAAUAUUGGAUCCGAAUACACUUUUUCAAUUAAAGCGAAGGAUAAAGGAACGCCUUCCUUAGAGUCUAAUAAGAAGAGUAUAACACUGAAAUUCCGACCUGAAAACCUGUUUCCUCCUUUGUUUAGUAAACAAGUAUAUUCGGCUCAAGUACCGAACCAAAAGGUAAUUUUCCUUAGAAUCUGCAAAAAAUCAGCAAGGAAGGACUAUUUUAACCUCGGAGAGAAAAGUACUACAGGGGAGGUGGAGUUGUUAUGGAUAAAAGAGCUUCCUCUAGAAUCUAGAUCUAAGGGAAUCUUGGAACUUACCAUAAAGGCAACAGAGGUAGAUACGACGGAGAAAAAAUCUUCUGAAGCUGUCGUAGUUGUUCAGAUACCUGGAGAUAUCAAUCCACCCGUCCUAGAUCCAUCAGAGACCAGUAUCAGUUUGAGUUUUGUAUCUGGAGUUCUGACAAUGGAAACUUUAAAGAUAAAUUUGCAAGAUAAGGAUAAGUGGCAGGAUCCAACAAACGUGAAUAUUAAACUUCUCGGACAAGGAAAUGAAAACUUCCUUGCUGAAAUAUCAAAUGGUGAUCUAGAAAUUAAGCUCGCAAAUGAUGCUUCUAUUACAAAGUUACCACCUGGUGGAUAUACUACAAUAAUAGUUCAGGUUUCUAACAAAGACGAUAUUGAGGGGACAAAAAUUGGCUCAACUCUUGUAUCAGUGGCUUAUCCUUGGGAUAAAACUUCACCAAAAUUCGAUUCUGAGAUUAUCAGUGGAAGCGUUGAGAGUUCCACAGAAGCAGGCUUAGUGAUUCUAAAACAGAAUAUAUCUGCUGUUGAUCCAGAUGGAUUAUCUUCAACCUUGACAUACAAAAUUACUCCGGAAAAUACAAUGUUCUCUCUAAAUGAUCAACAAGAAUUGACUUAUAACGGCGGAAAUACAGAAGAGCGUCAAACUAUUAUGAUUCAGGUUACUGAAGAAACAGUUGAAGGGUCUGAUUCCAGGUGUUUUUUUCGACUUUUGCUGUUUUUGCUUGUUUUAUUUUAUUAUUAUUAUUAUUAUUAUUAUUUAUUUCAUGAAUAA
Messenger RNA from Eurytemora carolleeae, 1599 nucleotides. Its product is annotated as protocadherin Fat 2. NCBI's taxonomy places the organism in Eukaryota, Metazoa, Arthropoda, Copepoda, Calanoida, Temoridae. The record is from RefSeq and is a predicted model, not a curated record. The transcript has 16 exons. Bases 16 to 1599 code for a protein of 527 amino acids. Gene Ontology annotation, biological process: cell adhesion.